Molecule: messenger RNA, 1362 nt
Organism: Staurois parvus
Lineage: Eukaryota; Metazoa; Chordata; Amphibia; Anura; Ranidae
Source: the annotation of a GenBank genome assembly
AUGAGCUCCCUGUUGCCUUUUGACAGCGUGCUAUGUAAUCUCCUGGGCCUGUCUGUUACACUCUGGUUCACCCUUCUCCUGGUCUUCAUUAUCGUACCUGCUAUCUUUGGGGUUUCAUUUGGCAUCCGCCGGUUGUACAUGAAAACCUUGCUCCGAAUUUUCACGUGGGCGACCUUGCGAAUUGAGAGAGGCGUGAAGGAAAACAGUCAUGCCCUGUACAAACCUUUAACUAAUGGGAUUAUUGCUAAAGACAGCACAUCCCUAGAGAAAGGAAUAUAUGAGAUGCGAGGAAGUGGACGUUCCCACGAUGGUCCAGAGUUUGAGCUGUCGGAUAUAUUCUACUUCUGUCGGCAGGGCAUGGAGAGCAUCAUGGACGAUGAGGUGACUAAGCGCUUCUCAGCAGAGGAGCUGGAGACGUGGAAUCUUCUGAGCAGAACCAACUACAACUUCCAGCAUAUCAGUUUACGACUCACUGUGCUAUGGGGAUUAGGAAUGUUAGUUCGCUACACCUUUCUACUGCCACUCAGGAUUGCUUUGGCUAUCACAGGGGUCAGCCUUCUGGUGUUUGGAACAACUGUAGUAGGAUACCUACCAAAUGGCUGGUUUAAGGAGUUCCUCAGUAAACAUGUACAUCUGAUGUGUUACCGAAUCUGUGUGCGUGCCCUCACAGCCAUUAUAACUUAUCAUGGCAGCGAAAAUCGUCCCAGGAAUGGUGGCAUUUGUGUGGCCAAUCACACAUCUCCGAUUGAUGUUAUUAUUCUUGCCAGCGAUGGAUAUUAUGCCAUGGUAGGACAAGUACAUGGUGGUCUGAUGGGAAUAAUCCAGAGGGCCAUGGUAAAGGCCUGUCCACAUAUCUGGUUUGAGCGUUCAGAAGUCAAAGAUAGACUUCUUGUUGCUAAUAGGCUAACCGAUCAUGUGAAAGAUGAGAGUAAACUGCCAAUCCUUAUAUUCCCCGAAGGCACCUGCAUCAAUAACACAUCUGUUAUGAUGUUCAAGAAGGGAAGCUUUGAAAUAGGAGCCACGGUAUAUCCUGUGGCCAUCAAGUAUGACCCACGCUUUGGCGAUGCCUUCUGGAACAGCAGUAAAUAUGGAAUGAUCACCUACCUCCUGCGAAUGAUGACCAGCUGGGCCAUUGUGUGCAGUGUCUGGUACCUUCCACCUAUGACGCGACAGGAGGAUGAAGAUGCAGUGCAGUUCGCAAACCGAGUGAAGUCUGCCAUUGCUCGGCAAGGGGGACUUGUUGAUCUGCUUUGGGAUGGAGGACUAAAAAGAGAAAAGGUGAAAGAGGCAUAUAAGGAGGAGCAGCAGAAAUUGUACAGCCGCAUCAUCUCUGGAAACCAGGAGAACCGGAGUCGCUCCUGA